GUGAGCUCGAAGUAAACCUAGACUGUGUGAGACCCUUUCUCAGAGCAAAGAGGUGGGGGCACAUAAAGGAGAGAAAAAGGACAUCCGGGGACGCAGAGGAAGUUAGUUUUCAGGGCUCUUUGCUAGAAGGUGCACUUGCAUAGUUUCAACUGUGGGGGCUGUACGCAUUGUUUUUGGUGGGCAAAAGAGUUUGAAAGGAAAAAAAGACACCAUGUGAGAACAUUUUUGUGAAUUUCUGGGAAAGUGCUUAAAGCAACCCUGGGCUCUCAGCCAACCAAAUCGAGUGCCUGCCUGUAAAGAACUACAUUUCCCGACGACCUCUGCGCUCAACACCAGGACCAUUUUCCUUCCGGCUUGAAGCCUACUCCACGGACCGUACCAGGUUCCGCCCUGCUGCCCGUCAAGUACGGCCUCGCCCCUGACGCCCUGAGCUCCAAUUACCGCCUCUUACGUAAGCCACCGCCCACUCAACAGGCCUCCCCCUAGGGGGCGUGGCUCUCUUGCACCAUCGUGAGACCUACUGGCUCUUUCGGCACCGCUGGGGCGUGGCUACGGGAACCAGGCGGAUCCAUUCCGAACCGCGGCUGAGGCGUUCGCGGUGGUGGCGUCGAAACAUGCACGCGGCAGGUUUGGCGGCGCCGGCGGGGACGCCCCGGCUGCGUAAGUGGCCCUCGAAACGGAGGGUCCCGGUGUCCCAGCCAGGCAUGGCUGAUCCCCACCAGUUUUUUGAUGACACAAGUUCAGCCCCGAGUCGGGGCUAUGGAGCCCAGCCAUCAUCUGGUGGUCUGGGCUACCCCUCCCCUUCCUCCUCACCCGAGGCAGCCUUUCUGGCUGACCCUAUGUCCAACAUGGCGAUGGCCUAUGGGAGCAGCCUGGCCGCUCACGGCAAGGAGCUGGUAGACAAGAAUAUUGACCGCUUCAUCCCUGUCACCAAGCUGAAGUACUACUUCGCCGUGGACACCGUGUACGUGGGCAAGAAGCUGGGCCUGCUCGUCUUUCCCUACCUACACCAGGACUGGGAGGUGCAGUACCAGCAGGAUACCCCAGUGGCCCCCCGCUUUGACAUCAACGCUCCAGACCUCUACAUUCCAGCCAUGGCUUUCAUCACCUACAUCCUGGUGGCUGGCCUUGCCCUGGGGACCCAGGACAGGUUUUCCCCAGACCUCCUGGGACUACAGGCGAGCUCGGCACUGGCCUGGCUGACCCUGGAGGUUGUAGCCAUCCUUCUCAGUCUCUACCUGGUCACUGUCAACACGGACCUCACCACCAUUGACCUGGUGGCCUUCCUGGGCUACAAAUAUGUCGGGAUGAUCGGCGGGGUCCUCAUGGGCCUGCUCUUUGGGAAGAUCGGCUACUACCUCGUGCUUGGCUGGUGCUGUGUGUCUAUCUUUGUGUUUAUGAUCCGGACGCUGCGGCUCAAGAUCCUGGCCCAGGCGGCGGCCGAAGGGGUGCCGGUGCGCGGGGCGCGGAACCAGCUGCGCAUGUACCUGACCAUGGCGGUGGCGGCCGCGCAGCCGCUGCUCAUGUACUGGCUCACCUUCCACCUGGUACGGUGAGCGGUCAGCCUGGCCUCCAGCUGCCACAUUCAUCUCGCCCAACCCGGGCCCGGCUCUCCAGGCCCGAGCCCCUCCCUUCCAGCCAAGGUGCUCUCGUCUCCAGCUGCACACCGCAACAAUAAACCUGAUGG
This is a messenger RNA of Chionomys nivalis (European snow vole), 1687 nucleotides long. It is a transcript of the gene Yif1b, whose product is annotated as Yip1 interacting factor homolog B, membrane trafficking protein. Gene Ontology annotation, cellular component: Golgi membrane; COPII-coated ER to Golgi transport vesicle; endoplasmic reticulum membrane. The transcript has 9 exons. Gene Ontology annotation, biological process: endoplasmic reticulum to Golgi vesicle-mediated transport. NCBI's taxonomy places the organism in Eukaryota, Metazoa, Chordata, Mammalia, Rodentia, Cricetidae. Bases 615 to 1556 code for a protein of 313 amino acids. The record is from RefSeq and is a predicted model, not a curated record.